AUGACUUUGGUUACUAAAGAAGAGAUAGCGGCAAAGUUUUCCAUUGAUCACAACUGCAUCACCUUGAAGCAGGAGUGUGGCAAGAAGUCUGCCUCUGCCAUCAUUGUUCUCCCCAGCUGGCUUGAAAGUGAUGUAAUUUUGUGUGAUUACGUUGAUGGAGUGUUCUUAGGGAAUCAGAGAGCAUUACUAAGGCAAUCUCAUGACUCGGACGCAUCACAACCCUCCUCAGAGCACUACAAGCCUCAUAAGCUGUCUAGUGAAGAGUUUGACUUGAGCCCUGCAUGCAAUGGACAGCCUACACUUCAUGUCCUCAAUGAUGACAUCUUGCUUCAUAUUAUGAAAUAUAUGAAUGUUGCUGAGAAACUGAUGCUUGAAGCAGUGUGUCGACGCUUCCAGUCUCUGGUUUACCGCGAGCUGGGCCAGAAUAACGUCAUCGACUUCACUGAUGAUGGCUGCGUCUGGCGAAGUGCUCACUCCAAGCUCCCCAUAUGUCGCAGCAAGUCGCCAGCCCAACUCACGCAUGACCUCAAGCUAUGCACCUAUAAGAUGCUCAUCAUGAACGCAAACUACCUCACUACUUUGAGACUCGACGAGUAUCGCUGCAUCUUAAUCCUCUACCCUAGCUUCUCAAAAUGGACCCUGGCCUGUCAUCCUGGACCCUGGCCUCUCAAUCUUGACCCUGGACUUUCGUCUCAGCCUCCACCCUAG
This is a messenger RNA of Hyalella azteca, 708 nucleotides long. RefSeq lists its product as uncharacterized. The transcript is spliced from 6 exons. NCBI's taxonomy places the organism in Eukaryota, Metazoa, Arthropoda, Malacostraca, Amphipoda, Hyalellidae. Gene Ontology annotation, molecular function: protein binding. Bases 1 to 708 code for a protein of 235 amino acids. The record is from RefSeq and is a predicted model, not a curated record.